AUGGCGAAAAACAUCACAGUUCCCUAUGUCUCCGUCAGUGAUUUUGACUGGGGCCUGAAUCUGGAGGCUUCAGCCUCUCUGCCCUGGAAUCCGACAAUUUGGUCCCUAGUCGCAGCCUUAACCGCACUCCCACUCUGGAUGACCCUGGAACUCACCGUCUCAGUGCUCUACGUCUUCCAGCGCUGGUCGGGGCUCUACUUCUACGCCGUCCUAAUCACAGCAUGGAGCAUCUCCCUGCACGCAAUCGGUUUCUUGCUGUCCUACUGCGUCCCGUCCUGUAACUGGAUCGCAAGCUCCAUAAUGACCGAACUCGGCUGGGUCGGCAUGGUAACCGGCUUCUCGCUCGUGCUCUACUCGCGACUGAAUUUGAUGAGCUUCAUCAUGCGCAAUCGCCACAUUUCGCGGAUCGCGCUGGCGAUGAUCAUCACGAAUGCGGUGUUGUUCCAUAUUCCGACCUUUGUGGUUUUCAUGAUUGGGGUUUCCAGUCCCGGUUUGUUUGUGAAGUAUAUCUCCGCCAUGAACGCACUCGAGCGUGUUCAGAUCGUCAUGUUUUCCGUCCAGGAGCUCAUUCUCAGCGGUUUGUAUAUAUACGGCACUUUCAAGAUGGCGCAAGACUCGUUCAACAGUCGGAUCCGCAGGACGAUCGUGUUGCUCAUCACCGUACAAAUUGCCGCUGUAUGCUGCAGCGCGCUGCUGAUCGUCUUGGAUUUUGCGGGAUACUAUAUCCUCAAGUCCUUCAUUCAUUCGUUUGUGUAUGCGAUCAAACUAAAACUGGAAUUCGUCAUUUUGAAUGAGUUUAGACGCCUUGUUACGCAGGCGAGCUCCGGGCCCGGGAUUAAUGAGAAGGAUUUGACGAUGGCGAGUAAUGGCGCCUUGUUUCCUUUUUUGAAGAAACAAGAUUCGCCGGCUGGAGGAAGGGUCGAUGAAAUAGAUAUGGAGAUACGGCCUGUUUGA
Messenger RNA from Talaromyces marneffei, 954 nucleotides. RefSeq lists its product as uncharacterized. Lineage: Eukaryota; Fungi; Ascomycota; Eurotiomycetes; Eurotiales; Trichocomaceae. The transcript has 2 exons. The coding region runs from base 1 to 954 and encodes 317 amino acids. The record is from RefSeq and is a predicted model, not a curated record.